AUGAAGUGCUGGCAGCUGAUGUUCGGGCUUUGUUGCCACAGCAUCCUCGCAGUGACCAGCAGCAUCAAAGCUGAUGGAGUUAUUUGCACGACUGACUUGAUGAAAAACAUUACUUGUGUCUGGAAUAUCACUGCUAUUCCUUUGGGAACGUUCAAAAGCAACUACAACCUGACUUUUGUGGGCGGAACGACGGCGUCCUGUCCAGUUGUGUUGAUGAACGACAUUUAUCGCUGUGACUGUGAAGUCAACAACAGAAACUUAAUCUGGGCUGACAUUGAUUCAUAUGAAAUUAAACUUUGUAAUAAGUCUCACUGUGAGCUUUUAAAGUCUACAUUUACUCUAUAUAAAAACAUUCAGCUGAAACCGCCUCCUGAGCUCGUGGUCCAAGAAACAGCAGAGACCAUCAACAUCACAUUUGAAAGUCGCUAUGCUGAGCAUCCCUACGUUACAGAUUUACUUGACUAUGAAAUCUUACUUCAGACACCGCAAGGCAACAAAACUUUUCCUGUCAGAUCGCCUAAGACGUUUGGAUCUAUUGAACGGAAAGUGCUGCUCAACCAUGCUAAAUAUUGCCUUAAAGCAAGAUAUUUGAUCAGUUUAGAAGAACCAGGUUAUGAAGGAACUUGGAGCGAAUGGAGUAAACCAAUAUGCUUGGAAAACCAAGAAGAACAGGAAGCUGUCUUAUUCAUCUUGGCCAAGUCUCUGGUCCCAGUAUGUGGGGCUGUUGGAGUCCUGCUGUUUCUAUACUACAGUCCAGCUGCGAGAAUGAAGAUAAAAACUCUGUCCCACACGCCGUCGCCGGCCCCUUUCUUUCAGCCUCUGUAUCAGCAGCAUAAAGGGAAUCUUCAGGAAUGGCUUUCACCUGACGGCAAAUUUGUCCUAACGGGCAAAGCUGAUGAGAUCAUCAUAAGUGAUGCUGUGACUGUUGUGCCAAAACCCAUCACAAAGGACCCAGAAGAGAGCCAGGCCUUCCUAAACCCUCCAGUAAUCCAACUGGCAUUCCCUCAGUGCCCAGCCUCCUACGUUGGCCUGCCUGGGAUGGAUAAGGCUCCCCCCACAGUAGCUAUUGUGUGUCCAGCUAACUCUUCCUACACUCAGCUCCCCUGCUCCGUCUGGGCAGUCAGCACUGGAGAAGCAGAGGUUGUCUCCUCUCCACCUGAAGAUAUCUUAGAGAUCAGCUGUGCUGACUCUGGUUGCAGCUUCGAAGAUGUGACACAAAGCCCAGAGUGCAGUUUACCAAGCAGCCCUGUUGAUGGUAUUCCAUCACCGUGUUACUGUACUGAUUACUGCAUUCUCAACAAAACAGCUGAAGGUGUCGUUCCUGUGUUACUGUCUAAAGAGAACAGCGUAGAGGUUCCAGCUGAGUCCCAGCAGGAGGCUGAGACUUAA
Archocentrus centrarchus (flier cichlid) is the source of this 1389-nucleotide messenger RNA. Its product is annotated as erythropoietin receptor-like. The record is from RefSeq and is a predicted model, not a curated record. Lineage: Eukaryota; Metazoa; Chordata; Actinopteri; Cichliformes; Cichlidae. The transcript has 8 exons. Gene Ontology annotation, molecular function: protein binding; cytokine receptor activity. Gene Ontology annotation, cellular component: external side of plasma membrane. Gene Ontology annotation, biological process: cytokine-mediated signaling pathway. The coding region runs from base 1 to 1389 and encodes 462 amino acids.